AUAUAUACCAAUAUGCAUAUAUAUAUGCCUUCGAGUACUUAUCUUAGCUUCUAAAGAAAAUGACUGCAAUGAAGCUAACUUGUUUAUCUACAAUUUUGGUCGUGCUUUUGUUAGCUCAAAAUGUGCAUUCUCAGCUUCAAGUAGGGUUUUACAGAAGUUCAUGCAGUUUGGCUGAACUCAUAGUCAAAGAUGAGGUCAAGAAAGCGUUCAUUAGAGAUAAGGGAGUGGCUCCUGGUCUUGUGAGACUACAUUUUCAUGACUGCUUUGUUAGAGGAUGCGAAGGAUCAGUGCUCGUGGAUUCCACUCCAUCAAACACAGCAGAGAAGGAUUCGCCGGCAAAUAACCCGAGUCUACGAGGGUUUGAAGUCAUUGAUAAUGCCAAGGCUAGACUAGAAGCCAAAUGUAAGGGUGUUGUUUCGUGCGCUGACAUAGUCGCAUUUGCAGCAAGGGAUAGCAUUGAGAUGACAGGAGGCCGCGGCUAUGAUGUUCCUGCCGGAAGAAGAGAUGGCAUCGUUUCUCUAGCUUCGGAGACAUUGACAAACUUGCCUCCCCCGACAUUCAAUGUCGACCAACUCACUCAACGCUUUGCAGAAAAGGGUUUCACGCAGGAAGAAAUGGUUACGCUUUCCGGAGCACACACCAUUGGCCGCUCUCAUUGCACUUCGUUCAGCGACAGAUUGUACAAUUUCAAUGGAACGAUGAGUCAGGAUCCAAGUUUAGAUCCCAUGUAUGCGGCUCAGUUGAAGCAGCAGUGUCCACAAGGCAGCACAGAUCCUAACUUGGUGGUUCCGAUGAACCCUGGCAGCCCUGCCAUCACUGACGUAGGCUACUACGUUGAUGUUUUUGCCAACCGGGGGCUGUUCACAUCAGACCAAACACUCCUGACGAACUUAGCAACAGCAAACCAAGUGAAUCAAAAUGCGAGGACCCCGCUUUGGAAGAGGAAAUUUGCUGCCGCAAUGUUGAAGAUGGGUCAGCUUGAUGUCUUAACUGGUGAUGCUGGUCAGAUACGUACGAAUUGCAGGGUCAUAAACAGCUAGACUAAUAAAGGGGAAGCUUCAUAGAAUAACACUUUCAUGCUAAAAUCUAGGCGCUUAUUGUGCUUUGGAUUUGUUUAACUAAUUACAAACCAAGGAAUAAUGCCUCAAGGCAGUACUCUUAUUUUGGAUGA
Messenger RNA from Alnus glutinosa, 1171 nucleotides. RefSeq names its product peroxidase 5-like. Gene Ontology annotation, molecular function: peroxidase activity; heme binding. The transcript has 4 exons. Gene Ontology annotation, cellular component: plasmodesma; plant-type cell wall. Lineage: Eukaryota; Viridiplantae; Streptophyta; Magnoliopsida; Fagales; Betulaceae. The record is from RefSeq and is a predicted model, not a curated record. Gene Ontology annotation, biological process: hydrogen peroxide catabolic process; response to oxidative stress. The coding region runs from base 60 to 1040 and encodes 326 amino acids.